This is a messenger RNA of Ipomoea nil (Japanese morning glory), 3449 nucleotides long. RefSeq names its product SNF2 domain-containing protein CLASSY 3-like. Gene Ontology annotation, biological process: gene silencing by siRNA-directed DNA methylation. The coding region runs from base 1 to 3351 and encodes 1116 amino acids. Gene Ontology annotation, molecular function: ATP-dependent chromatin remodeler activity; ATP binding. The record is from RefSeq and is a predicted model, not a curated record. The transcript has 5 exons. NCBI's taxonomy places the organism in Eukaryota, Viridiplantae, Streptophyta, Magnoliopsida, Solanales, Convolvulaceae.
AUGAACCCUUUGAAUGCUUAUGGACGGCGAAGGCCGAAGACCCGGAAUCAAUGGGAUGAUUUCUAUGUGGAGUUUAAUGAAGAGAAGAAACGGAAAAACAACAAGGUUUUUGAGUCUGGGUCUUCCAGUGAUAGAGUGGAAGGUGAUGGUGGUGAGAGGGGGAGGCCAGGGAACAAUGCUGGUGGUGCUGAUAGGGUUGAGGAGGAGGAGGUGGUGGUUGGGAAGAAAAGGAAGAGACUUAGGAGGAUUGGUGAAGCUCAGAAGCCCUCAUCUUCUGAUAUGGAUAUUGAAUUUCUUGGGGAUUUUGUGAUAGGUGAGGGGGGGAAGGAGAUGGAGAUGAUGGAUGUUGAAUUUGUUGAGAAAUCUGAGAAAAAGAAGGAAAAGGGGAAAGAGAAGGAGAAGGGGCAAGAGAAAGAGAAAGAGAAAGAGAAAGAGAAGGAGGAGGAUAAAAGCAAAUGGCUAGUUUUGGUGGAUAAAAACAGUGACACCAAAUGUGUAGCUGUGGUGGACUGUGAUGAUAGUAGUAGUGAUGAAGAUGUUGUGUUUGUAGGGGAAACAACUCCAUUUUACCAAAACAUAACUAAUAGUGUGAAGGCUAUUUCAGUAGAUGAUAAGAGGGGUGAUAAUAAUCAGCUUGUUCUUGUGAGGGUAUCCAAUCAAUCCCCUAAUGAAUUUGUGUUGAAAACUGGCUCAGGAUCAGGCUCCAAAGUUGGGUCUGUGGAUGGAAGGGGCCCUGAACCUAUUACCUAUGAUGAGGUUGCUUCAUCAACCUCAAAGAGAAGAAGGGUGGAGUCUUCUAUUAGUCUCUCAAAUGUAAACUCCUCAGAUUCCGAGGACUUUUCAUUAUCAUUAUCAUCAUCAUCGUCAUCAUCUUCUUCUUCAGAUGAUGAUUCAGACUAUGGGGAUUUCAUUGCCAAUGCCCCCUCUCCUGUCUUUAAGAGGGCAGAUGAAAAGGGGAAGGAUGGUGAAAAGAGAAAAAUGAUUGUUUCUGGUCUUAGAUCAUCUUCAAACAAGGAUGAAAGGAAAGAGCAAAGCGAUUAUGGUUUUCGUGUUGGUGAGGAUAGUGAGGAAAAACAGAAAACCAUAGCUAAGAAGAGGAGGCAAAGAGCAAGAAAUCUGAAUGUGAAGGACAUCCUUCUUAACACUGUUUUGGAGAAGGAGAGCAUGCUGAAUGAAAGGCUUCGUCCCGAAGAGACUGCUCCACCAUUGCCCUUGAAGUUUAGAUUCGAAGAUGAAGACGAAAUUCCCCCCGAGAAAGAAGAUUGGGAGGUGGAGAACGAAAGCCUCUUUGCAGAUCUCGACAUGGGUAGAUUGCAAUCCGAGACUGGUUCAAAUGCUCAAACGAUGCUCCAGGAGGACAAUGGAAAAGCUGAUAAUAAUGCAAAAGUCUGCUGCCAUCCAAAGGGGCAUCUUUUUAUCCUCGAUGAACAAAUUGGAAUCUUAUGCAAGUAUUGCUUGGCUGUGUUCAUGGAAAUAAAGUAUAUUCAUCCAGAUUUUGCUGUGAAAUCCAACCAGAGAUAUGACAAGAGAUUCCAAGGUGGAUUGGAGCACCCCGAUGAUGAUGGUGAUUUCGAGUUGGGCGAUGUUCCUGCAAACAAUUGUGCCGAGGAUGUUUCUGGGGAGACGGUGUGGGAUCUUGUACCUGGUCACAUUAAGGAAAGAAUGUACCAGCAUCAGAUCGAUGGGUUCGAGUUCAUGUGGAGGAACAUUGCUGGAGAUCUCGAUAUUCAGAAUCUGAAAGUGCUGCAAUCUAAUAAGGGGAAAGGAUGCAUAAUUUCGCAUGCUCCUGGGACUGGGAAAACGGGGUUAAGUGUGGUGUUUCUCCAGUCGUUCAUGAAGCUCUUCCCCAUGUGUCGUCCCGUGGUGAUUGCCCCUCGAAGCAUGCUUCUAACGUGGGAAAACGAGUUCGUGAAAUGGGAUGUCGAUACUCCAUUCCACAACCUGAACAAUCCCAAGCUGUCGGGGAAGGAGAACGUGACAGACGAUGUUCAAGGCAGUAAUUGGAAGAUUUUCAAGCGAAAAUCCAAAGGCAGAGAGCUGAACCGGACCCUGAAGUUGUAUAGUUGGGCUAAUGGCUCGGGGAUUCUCGGGAUCACUUAUCGUCUCUUCGAGAAGCUAGCUGGAGAGGGAGCAGAAGACGAGAAGGUGAGAAGAAUACUUCUAAAGUACCCCGGGAUUUUAGUCCUGGAUGAAGGACACACUCCCAGAAAUGAUGAUAGUCUCAUGUGGAGGGCUCUUUCGAAAGUUGAAACCCCCCUUCGGGUUAUCCUAUCCGGGACGCCUUUCCAGAACAAUUUCCAGGAGCUGUAUAACACGUUAUGCCUCGUGAGCCCCGACUUCUCGGUCUCCACUCCUAGUAGCACUCGAAACUUUAUGCAGAAAGGCAAGAGGAAUAAGUGGAGUUCUAUCACGAGCUCUAUCAUCAACGACGAAAAUGGGAGAAGGAUAGACGAGCUUAAGCAGAUGAUUUCCCCGUUUGUGCACGUUCACAAGGGUCAUAUUCUGCUCGAGAAGCUCCCGGGCCUAAAGGACGCCCUGGUGCACUUAAGGCUCACUGACCUGCAGCAGAAGCUGCUCGAUUUGGUCUCGAAGAAGAAUUUCAUAGAACAAGAUAACUUGAUGACCUUGAUAUCUGUCCAUCCUUCCCUCGCCCCGGACUAUAUCCGGGGGGAAAAGGACCUCGAGCUCGACCCAAGUGCGGGAGUGAAAACGAACUUCGUUUUCGAGCUUGUCAAGCUCUGCAGUGCUCACGGGGAACGAGUCAUCGUUUUCAGCAGGCUCAUCGAGCCACUCUCCCUCAUCAAGCAGCAGCUUCUGCACCAUUUAAAGUGGUCCGAGAACGAGGAGAUUCUAUACAUGGAUGGGAAAAUCGAUGCUAAAUAUCGCCAAGACAGGAUUUCAGCUUUCAACAAUCCAGUUAGUGUGGCUAAGGUCCUCCUUGCCUCCACAGCUUCCUGCUGUGAAGGGAUUAACCUCAUCGGGGCCUCGAGGAUCGUGCUUCUUGAUGUUGUCUGGAACCCCUCGAUCACGAGGCAGGCCAUUAGCCGGGCUUACAGGCUUGGCCAGACGAAAGUCGUGUACGUUUACAACCUGAUUUCGUCCACAUUCGAGGCCAGGAAAUACGAAUGCCAAGCAAGGAAAGACAGGAUGUCUGAGCUGGUGUUCUCUGAUCGCGAGGGGGAGAAUCAUUGCAGCAGGACGGAGAAUCUCUCUGCAGAUGUGAUCCUGGAAGCCAUGGCUGAGAAGGAAAAACUCCGGGGAAUCUUCGAGCUCAUUGUGCACCAGCCGAGGACUCAACAGAUACUGUUCAAUGAUCCCACCGAGGGGCCAAAGCCCGCAGACCAGUCCUAAACGUUCCCCGGAUUAAGGUCUGCAUGAUUCAUCUUCAAGGCUGAAAUUCAUAUGUUCUUGACUUCUGAAAGAUGAUUUGUGAAGUAUAUUGACAAUGU